AUGAGCAUCGGCAACGCAGAGGCUAGCACCUCCAAGCGCAAGCAUCGAGCUGAAGCUGAAGCUGCAGCUGGUGCUCCCAUCAAGCGCCGCAAGAGCCGAGGUGAAGAUGUUGAGGUCGAUGCGUCGCCAGCAUCGCAUGCGCUCUCUCAAACACGCGGCACGCAAGACGAAGAUGGCGAGGAUGAGCCAGGCAAAGGCAUGAGUGCUACAGGUCCAACGCAGCGGCCGCACGGAUCCAGCCUAGCCGCUGCCCUCUCCACCACUUCUGCCGAUGCGUUGAGAUCUGCGCUCAGCACGCUCAGGAGAGAAACGAGAUGUGCGGUAGACUCGGCUGGAGCGAGGGAACCUAUCGCUGCGUCGGAUGGCAGGAUCACUCUCGUCACGCAGCUUCUCACUGCGCCCUCGCAUCAUGGCCAGGACGACCAGCUGCCUAGCGCUCUUGCUUCUCUCCUCGCUGCUUGGGAUUUGGCUGAUGCGGUGAGUGUGCGAGCGGCGAGGAGUGAAGGAGCUUACAGCGGCCUGUAUGCGCUGCAUAGCUGGUACCAUGACGAGAUCAACGAGCUCACGCCAUUCCUGCCUCGCUCUUAGCAAUCCUUGCCGACUCUGAUUCCCUUGCCGCUAUUCUGUUUGGCUCAAAUGUUGACGCUGCUAUCAGCACAUCAGCCGACACACGAAAUGGGUGAAGCGGUCAUCUCGGCACUACUGCCACCCAAAACUCAGGCCUUGGAAACGAGCGGCAACGGUCGUGCGCCAGCUGCAUCGUCCUCGAGCAUCGGAGCUUACUGGAGAAGGAUGCAGGCUUAUCUCGUCGCCGGGCAAGGACAGGGUGCGAGCCACGGCGCUGCACGCGGUGCUGCAGCCAAAAACGAGACGCUGACGCUGGCAACGAGCAGGUUGAUGCUCGCCAUGAGCUGCUUCGCUGGAAGCAAGUACGCCAGCAGAAUAUUCGACGCCGUCUCGUGGAGCGGCAGCGGCGCUAUGCCUCGUCUGAUGACCAUGAGGCGAAUGCGAUCGCGCAAAGGCGGUCACAAGACUUCGCGGGGAUCCACUGUUGCUAAUCCUGGAACCUUCGACUCGCCCGACGUGCGAACGCUCUGGACGCUGCUCCUCUUGUCCUUCUUGCGUGCAGGCUCACCGGCACUGUCGUCCGCGGUGCUUGAUCUGGGCAGACCCUACGUACCCGCCAUCGUCAGCGGGCUCCCAGUCGACUCGCCAGAGAUGGUUGUGCACACGCUUCAAGUGCUACACGACUCGCUUCUUGUCGAGGAUGUUCCGGCUGCGGCGCGAUCGGCUCUGCGCGUGCCUAGGAGCAAAGUCGUGGCGCUGUUCAACGAGUGGUGCAUCAAGGAGAUCCUCAAGCUCUACGAUCGCAAGGACCAGACCGAUGUGGUGGAUGGCGAAGGCAAUCGUCUCGCUGUUGGCGACGUCGCUCAUCACUUUUUGACCACGCUGUGCACGCAUCCUGGAAGAGGUGUCUGCUUCGUCGACCGCGGUUGGUAUGCCAAAGCUAGUCAGCAACCAAAUGAGGAGGAUGCCGCUCGUGAAGGCAUCGAGGGUUCAGAGAUGGCCGAUGGCGAGCUAGCUGCUGGUCGAUUAGGCGCGACGGGGGACAACGACGAGAGCGAGCUUGGUGCGCAGCGCUCUCCGCGCGUCUACAACAAAAUCCUCCUGGGUGUGUCGCGCGCGCUCUCCCCUUCGCGCUCGCUACCACAACAACAGUUGACCAUCGACAUCCUCCGAGCAGCGCCAGAGCUCGUCGGCGCAUACUUUGACUCACCCAGCGGGAGCGGCUUGUCUUCCUCCUCCCUCGAGCCACGCCCUCACAGCUCUGCUUGGGUGUCUAGUGUGUCCUUUCUGUCUCGCGUGCUUGCCCUGCCUUUGCCGGAGAGGCGAGAGGAUACACCAUCCACACCUCCGCCCUUCAAAAACAUUGUUGCUGCCUUGCUUCCCUCUCCGUUGACACGUGCGCAGUUGCAAAAGGGCCUCGCGAGCCCUGAUCGGCUGGUUCAACAUAUCACCAUGCGCCUGCUCACACGUCUCUUGGACCGGCUAGUGCGCUUCAAGGAGGCCUGCCAUGCCGCCAUCUCCGACCUGCAGCAAGGCCAGCCAGACAGCGCAAAGGCAGUCGAGCAGUCUCGUACCUCUCUAGAUACCUCUGCUAAUCCCUGGGACGGCCUUGUGCAACCGUCGAACGUGGUUGAUCAGUGGAAGAAGCGAUGGGAUGCGGUGGAAAAGGAAGCGCGACAAAGAUUGCCAGACGUAGCAAGUAUGAUCACGAGCCUCUCUGCUCAAGCGCUCGGGAAGGAGACUUCAGCUGCUCCUUGUCAGACGGACGGUCAGACCUCGCUUGCUACGAGGCAGGGCCAGAGGCUGCUCUUGGAGGAAGGCAGGCUGCGUGUGCUACUCUAUUACUGCCAAGUCAGUCCAGCAUCGGCCUUGCCCGAAGCAGCACGACUGGACUAUGUUCGGCUGCUUCUGGCACAAUCAGCUGGAAUGCCCAUGGCGGCGCUAUGCCGGCUGCAUGCACUCAGGAUCUUGUCGCUCUGUAUCGGAGGGGCCUCUGGGCUGAGAGCCGCGCCGCUGGAUGUCUUUGCCACCGUUUCUUCCGCCUCAAGUUCUGCGUCCUCCCCAAAGACGUUCUUUGGGCUGCUUCUCCAGCUGCUGGCGCGCGACUCGCAAGAGUCCGGCAAAGCUUCCGCACUGAUUCGAUCUACUUGCUCUCAGGCGCUCAUCAGCGUGAUGCGCGAGAGCGUCCUGUUCGAACACGAUCCCGCCGAAUGGAGCGUCUGGGUUCACGCAUUUUCUGGAGCUCCGAAUGUGGACUCGCCAGAUCGGGCGGACCAUGUUCGCGCUUUCUUGGAAGAUUGCGCUUCCAGGUGCCGCAAGACGCACCACCGAUAUCUCGAGAUGAGUCGCAAGCACCGAGAAGAGAAUACUGUCUCCGAUGGUCUGUCCAGAGGAAUUGCAGACACGGAACUGGCUGCGAGUCCAUUGAUGGCCACGCUCGUAGAGCAGCUCUCCAUUCGUCUCCGCAAGCAUUUGCUCGACGAGGCUGACGUCGCCAGCGGAACCCGUGGCACAAUGCAGAGACGCGCUUUGGUCGGCUACGCUGCUAGAUUGCUUGUGCUGCUACUUAGCAGUGGUAGGCCUGCUCAUCCGCUUCUAGCAUGGGCAAGAGAGCUGCAUGCUGCUGCGCAAGCAGAUCAUGAUGUCUUUGUCGUCAGCGAGAUGGGUCACGCGCUGGAAUUAAUCGAAGUCGUAGCGGAAGGACGGAAAUCUGUCCAAGCUAGCCCAGGUGAGUUGGCGCGCAGAGCAUCGGCAUGUCACCAUUGGAAGGAUUAAUCUCCAUGAAUAAUGAUAGGAAGAGUCAGAGGUGUUUAUGCCACCCGGGAAGACGAAACUUGUCACAUGUCUUCGACCCAAUGACCCAUGGUGCUGCCCUUUCAAGCUUGUCAUUCUGCGCAAUGCGUGAUACAGAAGCUGACUGCGAGCUUCUACGCCCCUUCAAAACGCAGAUCAACUCACUUUUGCGCAGUGUGAGUAGCUGUGCGGCAUGGUGGGCACCUCGCCCGCAUCGGUGCGACGAAUGAUUCAAUUUCUAUCAGAAAAUGCAUGGCUUGCUUAGGGCCUUGACCGGACUCCUUUGAAGAGAACCUCUAUCUUACUUCUGUCGUAUGACGGUUCAGCGAUGCGGGCGCGGGCAGCUCUGGUCCUGUCAUCUUGAUCGUGCUCACGGCUGACAUUGAUGCUACUUUUCCACGCUGCUUGCCACACUAGCAAUACUCUCGAGUGAGUACACGCCUGAUCAAGUGGUCCGAGCGCGCAAGGAAGAGAUACACGUUUCAUGUCCAAUUGCUAUCAUACAAGGUCUCGCGACCCGGCAUGUUGAGCACACGUACCUAUUGCUGUUUAUGCUGAGCGUUGCUGUGUGUUUAUGGAGCGCCUCGUCUGCGCACGUAGCUGACUCGCUUUCAUUCGACUCUUGCAGUGCCUGUGGCCGACCUGCUUUGCCGCGGAGAGCCCAUCAGGAACGCGGAAACACUGA
Molecule: messenger RNA, 4045 nt
Organism: Ceraceosorus bombacis
Lineage: Eukaryota; Fungi; Basidiomycota; Exobasidiomycetes; Ceraceosorales; Ceraceosoraceae
Source: the annotation of a GenBank genome assembly